AUGUGUUUAUCGAUUGCUUCGCCAUCCUUCUAUUCCAGAAAGUGUGCCUUCUUUGUUCGAGCACUAUCGACAUCGAGCAACAAACAUGCUGAUAAAAAGAAGAUUGCCGUGAUUGGAGGAGGAGCGUCUGGUAUAUUUGCUUCCAUUGCUGCUGCAGAACAUUCACAUACACAAGUCACAGUUCUUGAAGCGACUGGCAAAACUUUGCAAAAGGUGAAGAUAUCUGGUGGAGGGAGGUGUAAUGUUAUGCACGACACGGACAAGUCCAUUCAAACGAUUUUGGGAUCGUAUCCUCGUGGGAGUAAGGAGUUGAAUGGUGCCUAUCGCAAGCGAUUUACUCCAGCAAUGGCCAGAGACUGGUUCGAGUAUCGUGGCGUAGAACUGAAAACGGAAGCCGAUGGACGCAUGUUUCCCACAACAGACUCGUCGCAGACUAUACUAGAUACGUUGAUGAACGCGGCCGAAGAGGAAGGUGUCGAAAUCCGAACCAAACAAAAAGUGGCCUCCAUCACUCCUUAUGACAAUGGCUUUCUAGUUGGUUGGAAGGAUGCCGAAGAACCUCCCGAGGAAUUUGAAGCUAUCAUAUUGGCUACUGGGUCGGCACCAGUCGGGUAUGGUCUGGCAAAAAGUUUGGGGCAUGACUUGGUACAACCUGCCCCGUCGUUAUUCACGUUGAAUUGCAAACAUGCCAUCAAAGAAGAUGGGUUGCUUUACGGUCUCUCAGGCAUAUCUGUUCCCACCGCACGCAUUACUCUCUCCAUGACAACUAUAUCUGGUGGAGAAACUAAUAACAUCAGCGAUCCAAGCAAGAAAGUAAAGAAGAAGAAAAAGACGACAAAGCUGCAGCAAGAAGGCCCACUUCUAAUAACACAUCACGGAUUAUCAGGGCCUGCAGCUUUGAGGUUGUCAGCUUUUGCCGCCCGUGAGUUCCAAGAAAUCAACUACCGAACCCAUAUCACUGUCCAUUGGGAUACUGGUAUCGGAUCGAAUGCUGAAGAAGUUUUUGAGAAACUGUGGCAGGUGACAUCUAGCAAUCCGAAGCGUACGGUCUCCAGCCUUUGCCCAAUACCCAACAAUCAAAUCCCUCGUCGACUUUGGUCAGCUCUGGUGGAAUAUAGUGGGUUGGGCUCAAAUGACAGCAACCCAAAUGGUAUUCUGUGGGGAGGUGCCCCGAAGAAGCUGGUUCGAAAGUUGGCCACGAACCUAGUAGCAUGCCCCCUUGAAGUGACAGGGAAAGGGACUUUCAAGGAGGAGUUUGUAACUGCCGGCGGAGUUUCACUGGAAGAAUUGGAAAUGAAAACUAUGGAAUCCAAGAAAUGUCCUGGGGUUUUCCUGUGCGGUGAAUUGAUAAAUGUUGACGGUGUGACCGGUGGAUUUAACUUUAUGAACUGCUGGGCCACGGGAUUCAUGGCUGGCCACAGUUCGGCAGACUAUGUACACUCAUCACAGUGA
This is a messenger RNA of Cylindrotheca closterium, 1452 nucleotides long. Lineage: Eukaryota; Bacillariophyta; Bacillariophyceae; Bacillariales; Bacillariaceae. The record is from the annotation of a GenBank genome assembly.